Molecule: messenger RNA, 1748 nt
Organism: Suillus paluster
Lineage: Eukaryota; Fungi; Basidiomycota; Agaricomycetes; Boletales; Suillaceae
Exons: 7
Coding region: 238-1287 (349 amino acids)
Source: RefSeq, a predicted model, not a curated record
UCUAUAGCUCUCGCCUUCUCUCGUCUGCCACGUUAACAAUGCUCGAUAUUUAACGGGUUCCUCGACCGUGGGCCGAUCUCCUUUGUCUCUGGUGGACCGAAUAGUGCUCAUAGAGUGGUGUAUUAACUCAUACGCAUUAAUUCCCGCUCGGCUUCGUUCUUUACCUUCCACAAGUCCACGACUUUCCCUACCAUCACUCUCUCUUUCACGACCAACAGCGCCAUCCAAGCCCACGAAAUGCAGAAUUCCUUCCUGAUCGUUCGAGCCAUAUUUUUCACCCUUAUCCUAUAUUUCAAUUUACUUGCAACUAUAUUUGCAGGUUGGAAUAUUGCAUCCUUCACGGCUUCUGGGAUGUCAGUGCCUGGUGCAGCGGCAUUCCUUGUUGUGAACUCUGCCUUGAUAUUCAUUCUUACAACCCUAGCAUACUCGGCGGAGGCUAUAUGUGCCAAAGCCAGGCCUGCCCAUGUCAGAUUUGAGUGUGGCUGGACUGUGCUGAUGGGAAUACUUCAGCUAGCUGCCAGCAUUUAUGUCACAACCGCUAGUCCCCCAGCGUUAUGCCAAUCACAAUCUACGUGGACUAUCUGCGCUUCUGCAGCAUUGCUUAUGCCGAUCAGCUGGCUGGCUACGUUCACCAUGCUUGUUUAUUGUGUUACGCUAUGCGUAAUGGCAGCAACUCAUGUCUAUUUCAUGCCUACCCUUUGGAAUAUGCCUGUGACGAUGGUUCCUUGGUUCAAUCUCACCGAAUCGAUGCCUGUCUCUUUUCCCUCACGCCCAUUGUCAGAAGUCUCAUCGUCUGCCUCUUCUCAAAGAGACAGUUCUUGCAAUAUCUCAAAAUACAUUGCAGACACUUGGGAAAAGCUCUCUAGAGCCGAAGGACGCGUCGUGGAGCCCUCAAAGCCCAUUCUGUUUUCCCGCGGUUGUCCGUCCAUCAAUUCCACUCGACCUGCGUGGGCGAAGCAGCUUGAACUUCAGACACGACGUGGUGUGGACCAACCAUUUUUGACACAACAUCCAUUGCCAUCCAGUUACUCCCCCAAAGUACCCUUACCACCUCCAAAAGCCCGUGCUAGAGAGGUGUCAGGUCCAAAAGACUUCAACUACGCAGAGACUCGCACAGAGUUGCAGCUGGAUAAGAAUACGUUCGGCUCACCCUUAACGCCACAACAGCCAACCAUCUUCCCAAACAGGAUUGCAAAUCCUGAUUUGCCCAUCCCGCGCCCGCGAUUGUCUGAAUGGAUACCCGCCGACGCGGCCACCGCUAUUGAUCUUUAUGCUGAAAACCCAUGACUCCAUAGAGCUGGUUCUUGAAUGACAUUCUUGGACUUUUAUCCUGUUGCUCAGCUUUCUUGCCUCACCAACACAUCACAUCUGUAGCAUAUAUACUUGGUUUUCAUUUACACUGGGGUAUCACCACAAUUGUAUUGCAUUAUAUAUCCAUCAUCGUAAUACGGAUGUAGCAUUCCGAAACCAGAAUCCUUAGCACGUGCUUUCAGAGGGUUAGAUGAGAAGAAAGAAUUGAAGUCGCACAUUCAAGAUAUCCGCCCGGCUCAGAACUCGGACCCCUCGGAUCCAGCCUGUCUCUAACCAGGCCACCCGGCCACGCAGCUUGCGGUUCUCAUCACGGGCCUUUGCAAGUGCAGCCGUGGUACCUUCAAGCUGCCUCCUGGUCUCUUCGAGUUCUUUUGCUGUUUCUUCUUGUAGUUCCGCCGCUCCCACGGCAAUUCCUGUUGGAGAGCCCAUGAGACGAG